Molecule: messenger RNA, 3527 nt
Organism: Xyrauchen texanus (razorback sucker)
Lineage: Eukaryota; Metazoa; Chordata; Actinopteri; Cypriniformes; Catostomidae
Gene: pdpk1b
Product: 3-phosphoinositide dependent protein kinase 1b
Exons: 15
Coding region: 152-1753 (533 amino acids)
Biological process (GO): intracellular signal transduction; peptidyl-serine phosphorylation
Molecular function (GO): ATP binding; protein serine/threonine kinase activity
Source: RefSeq, a predicted model, not a curated record
GUCACACAGCCGCGAAAUGAAGGCGCAGAGAGGGCGGCCAUGACUCUAGUCUCUACUAUUAUUUAAUGCCAAAUAAAUUACCCUCGGAAAACUUCCAUGGCAAGAGCCACGAGUCAGAUUGAAAGCACUGCGCCCUCUUUGAACGAGUGCUAUGACUGAAAGGUAUGAUGUUGCAUCCCUCCACUCCUCUGUUCUCAUCUCCUGUCCACCCAUGGUAAGAGGCCAGCAGGACACGCCCCGUCUCCACGGCAACAGCAUGGAGGGACCGGCCACGACUCCCCAGUCUACCCAGCCUCGCAAGAAGAGACCCGAGGAUUUCCGAUUCGGCAAAAUAUUGGGAGAAGGCUCCUUUUCGACCGUUGUCUUGGCAAAGGAACAUUUAACGGGGAAGGAAUAUGCAAUUAAGAUCCUGGAAAAGCGCCACAUAAUGAAGGAGAAUAAAGCGCAAUAUGUCAAAAGAGAGAGAGACAUCAUGUCACACCUGGAUCAUCCGUUCUUUGUCAAGCUCUACUUCACCUUCCAGGACGAGGAGAAAUUGUAUUUUGGAUUGAGCUACGCAAAAAAUGGUGAACUGCUGAAAUACAUUCGGAAAAUCGGCUCAUUUGACGAAACUUGCACGCGGUUCUACUCUGCGGAGAUUGUUUGUGCUCUUGAGUACCUACACCAGAAAGGCAUCAUCCACAGAGAUCUGAAGCCGGAGAAUAUUCUGCUUAGUGAAAAGAUGCACAUUCAAAUAACAGACUUUGGCACGGCCAAACAACUGUCCUCUGACAGUAAACAGGCUAGAGCAAACUCAUUUGUUGGUACCGCUCAGUACGUCUCUCCUGAAUUACUGACUGAGAAAUCUGCCUGCAAGAGUUCGGAUCUCUGGGGAUUAGGAUGCAUCAUAUACCAGCUUGUAGCUGGAUUACCACCAUUCAGAGCUGGGAAUGAAUAUCUAAUAUUCCAGAAGAUUAUUAAACUGGAGUAUGAGUUUCCUGAGAAAUUUUUCCCCAAAGCUAAGGAUCUUGUGGAACAGCUUCUGUCACUGGAUCCGUGCAAGCGGAUUGGCUGUGAGGAGAUGGGCGGAUACGGACCACUGAAGUCCCAUCCUUUCUUUGAGUCAGUCGGCUGGGAUGAUGUUCAUUUCCAGACACCACCCAAAUUAACAGCGUAUCUGCCAGCCAUGUCCGAAGAUGAUGAGGAUUGCUAUGGAAACUACGAUGAUCUGUUGAGCCAGUUCAGCUGUAUGCAGGUGGCACAGCCUGUUCUCCCCCCUUUAGUUCCAUUUACAGGAGAGACGAGUCACCCUACAUAUAACCCCUCCCCUAGUGUGGAUCAAUUUAUACAUAUUCAUGAGCUGGACAGUAAUAGCAUGGAGCUCGACCUGCAGUACAGCGAAGAGGAGAAACGCAUUUUAUUGGACAAGCAGAGUGCGGCCAACCCGUGGCACCAGUUUGUGGAGAAUAACCUCAUCCUUAAAAUGGGCCCAGUGGACAAGCGCAAAGGUCUGUUUGCACGGAGAAGGCAGUUGCUACUGACAGAAGGUCCUCAUCUGUACUAUGUUGACCCGGUCAAUAAAGUUCUGAAAGGAGAGAUCCCAUGGUCACCCGAACUGCGGCCUGAAGCAAAGAACUUCAAAACCUUCUUUGUUCACACGCCAAACCGGACGUACUAUCUAAUGGACCCAAGUGGCAACGCUGAUAAAUGGUGCAAGAAAAUCCAGGAAGUUUGGAGGAAGAUCUACCACAAACAUCAGAGCCCCAGCCUAUAGGACUACAGCUCUCCCUUAUGGCCACACCCCCACAGCCCUCCAACCAAUCACAGGACAGGGACACGCCCCUGUUGAGACACCUCUCCAACUAUAUAUUGUCUUUCUGUCUCUUCAUAUAUCGUUCCCUGGCACUUUCUUAGUUCGGAUUCAGUUGUUUCAUGCAUUGAGGAUAUAGCCUUUACAACCAAAAGCAGCAAAGUCUGCAUGUUAUGUUGGCAGGCAAUGCAUAGACAACCUAAAGAAAACCUUACUCCCAUAGAUGGAUGACUACGCAAGUCUUUCCAUCAAUUUUUAAGCGAUGUGUGACUCGAAAGAGUUCGUUACCUGCAAUCUCCAUUCGUUUAUAGUGGAAAAAAGUGCACACUUUUCUUUUAUUACGCAACGCAAACACACUUACACACACUCAACCCCUUACCUUGAAAUACCUAAAUGCUUCUCUCCGGCAGAGUGUGUCACUUUAGUCUGUGUUUAGAGUGAAGGCGGGUCCUUUUUACCAUUAUUGGCUACAGUAGCUGGUCUUGCUGAAUUCUGAUUGAAGGAUGUGGUGUCAGAUGUCUUUGAGGUAUCCCUUAGCAUGUUUCGUAUUCUGAUUAAAUCUUAAACUAAAUCAGGAGACAUCACCACCACCACACCGCAACAAUCACCAUGGAAACCACAUGAGUAAUGUGGUUUGAGAUGGUAAUUCUUCACUUCCCCCCUGCCCUGAGCUAAAAGUGCAACUGAGGUUCCUUUUUUUGCCGUUUUUCUUUUUAUAGGGUAAGUUUACCCACAAAUGAAAAUUACGUAAUUUACUCGCCCUUGUUUUGUUCUAACUCAACAUGACUGACUUCCGUGGAACACAGAAAGAUAUGUUAGGCAAUUGUUAGCCUUAGUCACCAUUCACUUACAUUGCAUACUUUUUCUAUACAAUACAAGUGAAUGGUGACUGAGGUUUACGUUCUGCUUAAUUUCUCAUUUUGCAUUUUACAGUAGAAAAAAAAAGUCAUAUGGGUUUGGAACAACGUGAGGGGCAGUACAUUUUUGGGUGAACUAUCCCUUGAAUUGCUUGCAAUGUGACUUGCUGACUGGUGGCUUAUGACGGAGGGGCAGUCUGUGAGUUUGUGUGUGUGUGUGUUUGUGUUUGGCUCCUCUCAUUUGGCCAUUUUUAACAGGAAGUCCGUGGGCAUGAGUGCGAUCGACAGACUGAGUGAGUGAGAGAGUGUGUGUGCGCGCGUGUACGUGCGUCUUCCUGAUUGGUAACAGAUGACUGUGAUGUACAGUGUAUGUAAUAUUGAAAAUGGGAGGUGAGUAAAGAGGUGACUCUAGGAUCCAGGUUUUGUAUUUUUAUUCUUAAAAAAAAAAAAAAAAAAAAAAAAGGUUAUUUGGCCGCUCCGUUCUGCCCUGACUUCUCUGUGUUAUUUAAAUUCUAAUAUAUGAAAGCAUAUUUGGAUUGAAGUCAUGUUCCAGGGCCUUGCUGUGUAUGUAUUGAAUAUGUAAAGCCUUUGAAUGUGAAGAAUUAUUGUAAACUAUGAUAUUUUACUGCUUUUGUUUUCUUACUAUAUCAUAUACAUUUUCUAUUUGCGCAGUGAUUGGCUCAUUUCUGAUAAUUUAAUGCCUGUGUGCGCACGGCCCCGCUUGUCUGUGUGUGUGUGCGCGCGCGCGUGUGUGUGUCUGUGUGUGAAAAGGUGGAUGCGUGUGUGGGGCCCUUGUGCGUGUAGGCAAUGCGUGUAUUCUUGUCGGCCUUUUGCGCUCGUCAAAACCUAGAACUGAAAUAAAGCAUGUAGGGUUUUAGGCC